Molecule: messenger RNA, 1350 nt
Organism: Aphidius gifuensis
Lineage: Eukaryota; Metazoa; Arthropoda; Insecta; Hymenoptera; Braconidae
Gene: SPARC
Product: SPARC
Exons: 6
Biological process (GO): anatomical structure development
Molecular function (GO): extracellular matrix binding; calcium ion binding; protein binding
Source: RefSeq, a predicted model, not a curated record
UUUGUAACAAUAUUACUCCGCAUCAUCAUCAUCAUCAUCACCAUCAUCAUCACCACCACCAACUUCUGGAGAUUUGGCCUCUUUAUUUCGUUGUAUUUUUUUAAAAUAAACUUGUCUCGUUUUUUGUAUACGCCUUGGUGCUGUUCUGCGGUCGCGCUACAGAAUAAAUUGUAUAUUAUUGCAAUGCGGUCGUUGCUGCAAUUGAUGAUGAUUAUUGGCCUUAUUGGGUCAAUUUUAAUCACCGAAGGAUAUGCUGAACGUCGACGUAAUAAACAACGUCGUAGAACAACAACAACAGAAGUAGCAUAUGAAAAAGAUAUGAAUAUACUUGGUGAUGAGGAGCUAAAUGAUGAAGCUGCUGCAAGUUCAUCUGAAGAAAAUGAUUCUGUUUUACGAAUGGAUCCAUGUAUGGACAAGCAUUGUGGUGCUGGUAAAAUUUGCAAGACAAAUGGAGCUGGUAAUGCUGGAUGUGUUUGUAUUGAUAAUUGUAAUGAAGAAUCAGAUCCACGUCGUAAAGUUUGUACAAAUCACAAUGUAACAUUUGGCAGUGAUUGUGAAGUUUAUCAGGCAAGAUGUUUUUGUGAUAGUGGUGAUUCAAGAUGUCGUAGUCCAGAAUUUCAACAUGUUCAUAUUGAAUAUUAUGGCGAGUGUCGUCAAAUGCCUUCAUGUAAAGAAGAAGAUUUGAUUGAUUUUCCAAGACGUAUGAGAGAUUGGUUGUUCAACAUAAUGCGUGAUUUAGCUGAUCGUCAUGAAUUACCAUCUCAUUAUUUAAAAAUGCAACGUGAGGCUGAAACGAAUAUGACAUUACGUUGGACAAAUUCAGCAAUAUGGAAAUGGUGUGAUCUUGAUGGACAUCCACAUGAUCGUACUGUAUCACGUCAUGAACUAUUUCCAAUACGUGCACCAUUGAUGGCACUUGAACAUUGCAUUGCACCAUUUUUAAAUAAUUGUGAUGCUGACAAUGAUCACAAAAUAACACUCAAAGAAUGGGGCAAAUGUUUACAGCUUGAUGAGGAUGAUCUAGAUGACAAGUGUGACGAGUUGGCUGAAGCUGCAAAUGCACAAUAAUUUAUUUUAUUUAUAUUGAUAGAAAUACAAUCAUCAAUAUCAUCAACAUUAUAUUUUAAUGAUCUAUAAAUUAUAUAUAUAUUAAUAUAUUAUCAAUACUCAAAAAUAUAUAUUUGAUUUUUUUUUUAUACACAAUGUGCUAUUUAUAAUAAUAUGCAAAAUAAAUGUUGAUAAAAAAAAUACAACAUAUCUAUUUUAUGGUGUCAAUUAUUAUCAAUAUUAUUAUUAAUUAAUUGUCUAUUUAAAUUUAUUUUAUAUCAAUAAAUAUAAAUUAUAAUCAAA